CGUUAGCCAGGUGAACAACGUAAAGCGGCGCAAGCGAGAGAGACAGACAGCGACGAAACGAAGCAUUUAGCCGAAGCGUAAAAGCCGAAAACGUAACCUCCGUCGUGUCCCACGCAUUUUUGUUGUUUGUCUUUUUUUUCGUGUGCGAGUGCGUUCGUGUUAGUGUCUGUGUGUGUGCAGAACAGCCUCCGCAACAUGCGUCCGGCCCCCAGCCACCCCCUGUGGUGAGUUUUUCCAAGCAGCGCAGCAGCAGCAGCAGCAGGAUACUGCCGCCAAGGAAUCGAAAGCAGAGAACAGAGCAGCGCCGAAGGUUGACCGAGUUGGAAGAGAGCCCCGGCUUUCUGUUGCACCAAAAAACUAAACGAAAGAGAGACCGAAGCGUAAGUGGUGCCCCAAUAAGAGACGAGACACAAUUCGAAGAAGAGCGCGCGGGCAGCUGUUGCAUGCGGCCGCCGCUGCUGCCAGACUCAGUGACGCCUGCCGUCUGCCGAUCCGCGAGUGCCGCGUCAUAACUGUUGUUUUUUUUCUGUUUGUGUGAGUGUGUGCUGAUCCUCGCGAGUGCAAAAGGGAAACAAAACUGAACGAAGGAAGAGAGAGUGAGAGAGAGAGAUAGAGAGUGAAACGAACACGAUAUGGAGCUUUUGGUGCUCUUCCUGGCCUUGGCCCCCCUCUGCAUCUUCGGCGGGAUCGCACCCAACGAUCCGUGCUACUUCGAGGGGAAGCCCCGCAAGUGCCUUCCCAGCUUCGUGAAUGCCGCCUACGGGAAUCCCGUUCAGGCCUCCACCAUCUGCGGCGGCCAGCGGCCUGAACGCUACUGCGAACUGCAGCGCGAUGGCUCUCUGGGGGAGUGCCGGGUGUGCGAGAGACAUACUAUCGCAGGCGGCGGUGGCGCCUCCGCUCUGACGGACCUGAACAAUCCCAGCAACGUGACCUGCUGGCGUUCGGCGGGCGUGAAUGUGCCCCACGAUCCCGAUACGGCGCCCCCCGAUAAUGUGACCUUGACCCUGUCGCUGGGCAAGAAAUACGAGCUUACGUACAUCUCCCUGUCGUUCUGCCCCCGUGCGGCACGACCCGACUCCCUGGCUAUCUUCAAGAGCUCCGAUUUCGGCCAGACCUGGCAGCCCUUCCAGUUCUACAGCUCCCAGUGCCAAAAGUUCUACGGGCGACCGGAUCGGGCCAAAAUCUCGAAAUUCAACGAACAGGAGGCACGUUGCAUCAACUCGCAGCAUGACAUUGGUGGCGCUGCCCAGAGGUUCGCCUUCAAUACGCUGGAGGGCAGGCCGUCCGCCAACGAUUUGGACUCGUCGCUGGUCCUGCAGGACUGGGUGACGGCCACCGACAUUCGGGUGGUGUUCCAUCGACUCGAGUUGCCGCCGCAGCUGCUGCUGCAGAAGGAGCGCAAUGCGAAUAGCUUCAGCGACGAGAUGAGCGCCAGCCAGGAGGCCGAGCUGGAGCUGGACGAACACGAGGACGACUACGACUACAAUCUGCACGACAACGAUAGCGCCGGCUAUGACGAGGAGUACGAGGAGCCCAAGAAGCAUCUCGAGCUGGACGAUGAUCACCAUUUGGACUAUGCCGCAGACAGUGUCGGCAGCGAUGGGCCAAGCGGCAAGCGGCACUCGAAGCAGCACAAGGGCGGCAGCAGCGCCUACGAGAAGCAUUUCCAGACGAAACUUGCCACAGCUGCCGCGGCUGCAGCUGCGGCUGCCACAACCCCCAGUCCACAGGUAAAGUCUGCAGCAGCAGCAGCAGCCUCUGUUGCUGCCACAGCGCCUCAGCCGGCGGAAAUGCCACUGCCACCCAUCACACAGCACUAUGCCGUCUCGGACUUUGCCGUCGGCGGACGUUGCAAGUGCAACGGUCAUGCCUCCGAGUGUGUGGCAACCAUUGGUUCGGUCUCCCCCUCCUCGGAUACGGAUGAUGGCCAGGAUGAUGAUGCCCCAUCGGCAGGAGCAGCGGCAGGAGGCGCCCUCUCCCAUGGACACUUCGGACGCACCGGUUCCGGCAUGCAGUUGCAGGGGCAGAUGACCUCGAAAUUGACAAUGACAUGCGCCUGCAAGCACAACACCGCGGGCGAUGAGUGCGAGCGUUGCAAGCCCUUCUACUUCGAUCGCCCCUGGGGGCGUGCCACCGAUAAUGAUGCCAACGAAUGUAAAAUGUGUCAGUGCAAUGGACACGCCCGUCGCUGUCGCUUCAAUCUGGAGCUCUACAAGCUGUCCGGUCGGGUGUCCGGGGGCGUGUGCUACAACUGUCAACAUGAUACGACAGGACGUUAUUGUCACUACUGCCGCGAGGGCUACUAUCGGGAUGCCACCAAGCCGCCAAAUCAUCGCAAAGUCUGCAAACGUUGCGACUGCCAUCCGGUGGGAUCCACGGGCAAGACCUGCAAUCAUCUGAGUGGACAGUGCCCCUGCAAGGAGGGUGUCACCGGUCUCACCUGCAACCGCUGUGCACGCGGCUACCAACAGACGCGCUCCCAUGUGGCGCCCUGCAUCAAAGUGCCCACCAACGCGAACAUGAUUCAGGCCGAGAGUGCCGGCGGAGGCGGUGGCGGUGCCGGCAAUGGUGACUACAAGGAAGGCGGCGGAUCCCAGGCCGAGGAAAUGAAGAAGUAUUGCGGCAAGUGCAAGGCCAGUCCCAAGAAGCUCAAUCUGAACAAGUUUUGCAUGGAAGAUUAUGCCAUUUUGGCCAAGGUUAUUGGCCACGAUCGCGCCUCCCAGGACAUUAGCACGGAAAAGUUCUCGAUCGAACGACAGAAUGAAAUCUACAAAUACGAAAUCAACAUCCAGACGAUCUUCAAGCGGAAUCCCAUGUCGGGCACGACCAGCUCCUUGCUCGGUCGUGGCAAUAUGAUGCUGCUGGUGCCACGCAAGAGCAUCGAGUGCCAGUGUCCCAAAAUCAAGCUGAAUAAAUCAUAUCUUAUACUUGGACGCGAUUCGGAGGCGGCGCCUGGAUACCUGGCCAUCGGUCCCAGCUCAGUCGUUUUGGAGUGGAAGGACGAGUGGUCGCUGCGCAUGAAGCGCUUCCAGCGGCGGGCCCGCAAAUGCAGUUGAAUCGAACCGGAAACGGAAUAUGUCAGAGCGGAUUUCAAUUUCAUACACUUGGCUAGGUAUCGGUUUUUGUAUAAAUUGUACAGUUUACUCAAGUUUUUGACCUUCUUCGGCAUCAUGCUAUAAAUUAAUAAUCAAAACUCAAACUUAAACUCAAAACUGCCCCCUUAAAAAAUACACACACACACAGAGAAAGAGAGAGAGAGAAAUCCUAAACACUAGACACGCCUAAAACAUCCUCAAUAGAAUCGUUGGAGAUACCCAAUGAUUAAUAAUCUUUCUUUCUGGGGGCAUUUCUCUAGUCUAUAAAAUGAUUUUACAAACAGAAAAAAAUACAUACUCCCUUUUAAUACAACAAAAUACCAAAAUGCUAAUUACAGUUACGUGACAUCGGAGCUGGUGGAGCGGAGAGGGGUGGGGUGGAGUGGCAUAGUGGAAUGCAGGCCAUAAAAAACAGUUAUAAAUUGAGAAAAAAGUAAAAAACAAAGACAAAAACAAGUGCGAAAAACGCUGAACGUCGCGUGUCGCGAGGCCGCCACCCGACCAGACAUACAAACAAACGGACAUCGGACAUUCAAUGGACAAUUGAGGGGGACAGGACUGUGGGGAGAGGGGGGAUAGACAAACAGGCCACAGUUAACACAUAUAGUAGUAAGUGCAGCCAUAAACCAACAACAUGAGCCUUGACCAGAGGGGUGCCAGAUGGCGGCAGGCUUUCACAAGCGCACACGGACACGCACACAUCACACAGAGUUUAUUAGGGGCACCCGACCGAGUGGUGCAAAAGUUGGUCAAGGAAAAUGUAGGGCAUUUAUGCGAAUUUACUACUGGGGGAAAAGUUUCCAGCGUGGAAUAAGAGCUAUGAUAGUGGAAUGGAACACUUAACACAGCGAGAUCUUAAUCUGUGACUAAUGAUGCAACACUUAAAGAUGAUCUCAAGCUCAUUUUUGGAUCUGUUUAGUCCCAAAAUUGAAUUCAAAGAAGAAUUGGUGUAAAAGAUUGCGUCAACAACAUCUCCGAACAUCAAAACCAAAGCAAAAGGGAAAUCAAAGCAAUCAAUUUCCAUGUUAAUUAUUUUGAACUUCAAUCGACAACAUUUUCCACAUAAAUUUGAAUACCUCAUCGUAAGCUCUGAUCCAUUAAGAUUAUCCAAAUAUGUGUUUCAAUGUCAUGACGCGGAACACCCCUAACGUUUCACAGGCCUUUCAAACACUUUUUGCCUAUGCCAUACAUUCUCUUAACCAAACAUUGAUUCCAUUUUUCGAUAUUUGCCAAAUUGCUUAUUUAAUAUUUAACAUUUUUUGAUUUUGCUUUUUUUUGAUCGCUUCAACGCUCUCGAUUCCGGUUUAGCAUUUUUUUUGUUUGGUGGCUGAUUGAAAAACUCCUCUCAAGAAUUUUUUGUUAAUUAUGCACAUGUUUAUUGACAAUAUACUAGUUGAUUUUUCACGCGCCUUUGCAUAACAAUUUGUUUGAUGAAUGCAUCAAUAAAAAGUCAAUUCGAGCCCCGCGCCGUUUCGCCAUCAAACAGAAAAAAUACUCAUUUAAAAUGCAUUUAUUUGAAUUUAAUAUUCAAUUUGAAUUAUGCAUGCAAAUUGCCCCGUUCUACUCCCCUCUCUGUCUCUCUCUCUCGUUCGAUCUGAAUUUGUCUUUUUCUAAAAUUAAAGACUGAGAGAGGGAAAGAUUGAUCGGUGUAAUGGGCUUUGUCGGGGAGGGGGGCAGAGGGAAGAGUUUUUGUAACUCGUUUUCCAGCAUGUGUGUAGGCCAUGGAGCACUUGAAGCGUCCGAAAACUCAUUUGUGGGGGAACCUCUUCAUACAGUGAUACCUCAAUCGCCAAUGGUUCCCAAGGAAGGAACAGUUUUCCUAGGAUUUUCUGUUUUUUAGCGUAUCGAAGUAUCGUAGAUCAACUACUCAAAGAAUACCUUUGCCCAUCCCGCGCCUAUUCGCCAGGUGAUGGUUGCAUUCCCCCUUAGCCGGUUUCCACUGUGGCAGCGCGAUAUGCAUCAACGAAACAACAACAGACAACAUGGUUCCACACGUUACACAAAUUAAAAACAAAAAAAGCAAAAACCAAAAGCAAAAGCAAACAGAGACCGAAGCGUGAUAUGGGGAAUGAACUUCGUGGGCUGAUGGCCCCCCCUCCCCCUGCUACCCUCGAACGAUUGCAGUUACAUUUUUUUACCCCGGCUGGCACGCGGAUUAAACAUGUUUCGAGCUCAAAAUGUAACAUGAUAUAUGACAGCCAAGUGUCGAACUUGAUAAAUGUUUUAAUGAAUUUAUUUUCAUGUUUAUGUUCGGCCUGCCUGUCCAAUGUCCGAUGUCUGCUGUCCGCCAUCCCCUGUGUGUCCGCCAAGAGAGUGACUGAAUCGAGAUCUUUGGGACACAUCGUCAGAGGUACGAGACACCUACUCUGGGGCAGCCGAUAGCUGGGACUGGGACUGGAACUGGUGCUGAGGCCUUUUGUUGCCAUUGCCGUAUGAUGUGUCGGAUGGCUGUCGCCUCAUUCCCAUUCCCAUUCUCAUUCCCAUAUGCUCCCCUCUAGAGCCAUUUACCAUUCACAAGUUAUUCAGGUCCGACCAUGACCAUGAUGUAUGAUAAAUCAAAAUGGGGGCAACAUAUGCAGGGACUGUCGGACAGUGGGACAGUCAGCAGCAGUGCUGCGGCAUUUAAGCCGAGAUUUGUGUUUGCAUUCACUCUCCGCCCAGGGACGCAUAAUUAGCCCUGGCUCUGGUUCUGGUCCGGACUCUGGUGAUGGUUCUGCAUCUGCAUCUGGAUCUGGCUGUACGCUGACCAACAUGGCGUAUGAGUCAUAAACACACGUGUGUCCCCCACAGACACGGACGUGGACACCGAUGGGGACAUGGACAUGGACAUGGACACGGACCCUGACAUGGGCACUCUUUUGGGGUGGGGUAACGCGGAGAGGGAGUGUGUCCUCGAGCAAGAUAAAUGCAAAAUUGUCAACUGUAAACUGUAUAAAUUUAAACAACAUUUUAAUGUGCGUCAGCGUUACCCAACGGUGUGCAAAGCGGAAGGAUAAAGGGGAAAAACUAGGAAUGGGGAGAGUAGGAGAUCUAUCUUCUAGCCUUUUUCCUCUUUUCUGUAAUGAUCCUUCAAAGGAAAGUGGCGUUUCUGAGUCUUUCUUAUUUGUCUCUGGGCCAGUUCUAUCGAAAUAUAUUAUUGUGCAAUCGAUCCAUUUUAAAGUCCUUUUCCCAGUGGCUAUCCAUUCUACAACUUUCUCCCAUCGGUUCCCUGUAGAUCUUAUAGCAUUCUGACAUUUUCGCGAAACCAUAAUGGUACCAAACGUCCAUUGUUUCCCUUCAUUAAUAGAUCUUGUCACGUCUGGCCGGGAAAUACUCGUAAACACUCUUUACCUGGACAGAAAAAAGGCAUUAAAUAAAUGUUGGAAAAAGUGCGAUUCAGCGGGGGGAAAAAAAACAACAAAAAGUACAGCAGUGAAAUGGGGUAAUGGGAAAAUGGUGGAAAUUCAAUUGCGGGUUCCAUCGCCGACCAUGGCCGGCUGUGGCUGCCUGCCUCCUGCCUCCUUCCGCCUGCCUUCAUGCAUAUUUAAAUGAGAUUUUGCGUUAACUGAAUUUUGUCAACGUGCUGAAGGGUGGAAGGGGGGCGUGGCCAGUCGGAUAUAGUACGAGUGCGUGUGUGGGUGUAUGGCCAUGAAAAAGCAUAUUAAUUUAUAUACGGAUACAUAUGAGAAUGAACGCGUAUAAAGCAUUUAUAUAUAUUUAAAUAAAUUGGGUUUCUUUCUUUACAUUUUUUUUUGUAUUAUUUUAUUUCGCUGUUCAUUAAACGAGUGAUGGGAGUGGGGGGAGUGGGGAAGUUGGGGCAGCGGUAGGCGUGGCAUGGAAAUAGGCGUGUUGUCGCAUAUGUAUUUUAAAUAGGGUUGCCAGAGCUCCAUUAGCAUAUAAAUUGAUGCGACGAUGAUGGCAGUGGAAUGAGCCACUGUUCUCUUCUUUUAACCACAUUGCAUUACGGGAGGUUGAGGUAUCAUAGGGGUGGGGAGGGAGGGGUUACGUAACUGUAUCACUAGCAUUCUGGUAAGAAAAGAUUUUCAAUAUGCCCACCAAAAGAACCUAAAAACAAAAACUUAAAAAUAUGUAACAGUAUAUAGCACCCACAAAAAUCGACUGCAAGAACAACAAAAGCAACAACAAAAACAACAACAACAGCCCCAAGCUGACAAAUUGACUUCCGUUUCCGCAAAAAAAAAAAAGAAGAAAAAAAUGAUAAAAAAUGAAAAAAAAAUAUACUCUUUGAGAGAAAAGAGAGCGAAUGAUGGAGAGAAAGUACUUAAAAAAUACUAAAAAAAACAGGAGAGCACGUGAGAGCGUGGGAGGAGUGGGAUGAGUGGGAGGAGAUGCAAAAACAUAACCAAAUUAGUCAUUAGUCGAUAUGUCAAGCAGUUUAUUUAUUUAAACCACAUUUUUUUUUCCUAAUCUUAACGAUAAAUGAAUAUAUAAAACAUAAACGUAAACGUAAACGCAUAAAGGAUAAAGGAUAUAUGCAAAAAGGAUAUACACUGUAUUUAUAUAUAUAUAUAUGUUACGGAAAGAUCGGAGAUCGGAGAUCGAAGUUUCGGUAGUGCAUUCUUAGAGAACAUUUCCCCCUAUCGUUUCCCAUAUUUGCAUAUGCCUUAAGCAUAUCCUUCACUAAUCACACAUAUCCUCUAGCACACACGAUUAAUUCGAAUAGAAUGUGUUGUUUUUUUUGCUGUUUUUCGUCUAACUAAUGCGAAUAGCCAGUGUGUGUGUUUGUCCAGCAGAAAGAAUUAUUCAUAUGAUAAGCUACGUAUAUACAAAACAUAUAUCUAUAGAGUGCAUACAUACAUACGCAGAUACAUACAUAUAAUCAAAAUCAAAAAAAAGGAAAAGGAAAAGAGAAAGUCUUUUUUUUCUUAGAUUUUUUGUAAAUACUCAAAAACAGAAGAAGCAGGAUGAGGGAGAGGACGGUAAUACAGAAAUGAUAUCAAUUUUCAUUAUUGCUAAAUAUUUUGUUGAGCCACGAAACAAAAAGAAACAAAAAA
Molecule: messenger RNA, 8089 nt
Organism: Drosophila miranda
Lineage: Eukaryota; Metazoa; Arthropoda; Insecta; Diptera; Drosophilidae
Product: netrin-B
Exons: 7
Coding region: 633-3056 (807 amino acids)
Molecular function (GO): protein binding
Source: RefSeq, a predicted model, not a curated record